AGGGGUGGAAACACACUCCUGCCUGCCUCUUUCCUUGCCUCUGUGUAUGCUGCGUAGUCAUCAACACAUGCAGGAAAGAUGCUCACGUUUUGGGCUUUGUUUUUUAGCACCGUUUGCCUGUGCAGUUUGCCUCAACCGGGACACAUGAAGAAGGCUGCCCGGUGUCCUUCAACAUGCAGCUGCUCCAAGGAGUCCAUCAUAUGUGUCGGGUCCUCCUAUGUGCCCAGGAUAAGCCCCAAUGACAUCAUUUCUUUGAGCAUCGUCAAUGGGACCUUCCUCGAGGUCAAAGAGGCCAUGUUUUCUCACAUGCCAUCGCUCCAAUUGCUGCUCCUGAAUUCCAAUUCCCUGACCACCAUAAGAGAUGACGCAUUCUCGGGCCUUCCGCAUCUCGAGUAUCUGUUUAUAGAGAGUAACAGGAUAGAGACUGUAUCCAAAUAUGCCUUCAGAGGACUCAGGGACCUGACUCACUUGUCUUUGGCAAACAACUACAUCAAGGCUCUGCCUCGGGACCUCUUCAGCGGCCUGGACUCUCUCAUAGAGCUGGACCUCCGAGGCAACGCCUUUGAGUGCGACUGCCGAGCCAAGUGGCUGAUGUCGUGGCUGAGGAACACCAACGCCACGGCGUCUGAUGUCGCGUGCGCCGGACCGGAGGAUGUGAAGGACAAGCGUCUCAACGAUAUGAUCAUGCAAAAUGAGUGUAUCUCAACGGAUUUUGUCCUUCAUCAGACGGUGACUUCAGAGUCCCUCUCUGUCGACACGUUCAGCUACAAGAACGACGUCUAUGUGGCCAUCGCGGCUCCUAGCACAGAGAGCUGCAUGAUCCUCCAGUGGGACCACAUAGAGAUGAACUUCAGGACUUACGACAACAUCACAGGGCAGUCCAUCGUGGGCUGCAAGUCGGUGGUCAUCAAGGAGCAGGUGUUCGUCAUCGUGGCUCAGCUCUUCGGUGGUUCGCACAUCUAUAAGUUCGACGAGGACCAAAGCACGUUCACCAAGUUCCAGGACAUCGAGGUGUCCAAGGUCUCCAAGCCCAACGACAUUGAGACCUUCCAGAUUGGCGCCGACCGUUUCUUCAUGAUCGCCGACAGCUCCAAAGCGGGCCUGUCCACGCUGUACAAAUGGAACGACAGCGGGUUUUACUCCUACCAGUCCCUUCACGAGUGGUACCGCGACACAGAUGCAGAGUUCUUGGACCUGGACGGGAAAGCCCACCUGGUGUUGGCGAGCCGCUCUCAGGUGCCCGUAAUCUACCAGUGGAGCCGCAGCAACCAGAAGUUCGUCCUCCAGGGCGAGAUCCCCAACACAGAGGACGUUGUCGCCGUCAAGCACUUCCGCAUCCAGGAGGAGCUCUACCUGGCCAUGACACGUUAUAUCGGCGACUCCAAAGUGGUGCACUGGGGCGCCAAGCAGUUCUCGGAGAUCCAGGCGUUGCCGUCGCGGGGCGCCAUGAUCCUCCAGCCGUUCUCCUUCAAAGAUCGCCACUACCUGGCCCUGGGGAGCGACUACACCUUCUCCCAGAUUCUCCUGUGGGACGGCGAGCAGAAAGAAUUUGAGCGCUUCAAGGAGGCGUACAUCCAAGCGCCGCGCUCUUUCACUGCCGUGUCCACCGACCGCCGGGACUUCCUGUUCACGUCCAGCUUCAAGGGGAACACACAGAUCCUGGAGCACGUCAUCGUCGACUUGAGUUUAUGAGCGAAAUUCAUAUCCUACAAUCCCACGUCUUCCAUAUUUAAAAAAAAAAAAAAAAAAAACUUGUUCGGAAUGUAAAAUCCUCGAUGAUUCUUUUUCUUACUUGUCUUUCCGACGAGAGGCCACUAUUGUAUUGUCAUACUUAAGAAACUGGAAACUCUUUCCCUGGUAUGUUGCCUUAUCUGCUUGAUGGUCCGACGGGCUCACGGUGCCCUUUUGCGGUGAUGACCAAGUGUCCCACCUCUUUUUUGCUUAUUGUGUGCAGGGAAUGUCUUAAAAGCACAAACCUUUAAUCGUCAUAGUUGGACUUCCUUAGCGUGUAGUUUAUAAUGUGUACAGUCAGCAAAAAUAAAUACAUGCAGGCUGUAAGGAUGUUAGCUAUUCAGGGGUUAUAUGGAUGAAAAUGAUCAGCGUUUACGGUGUGCACCAAUUUAGAUCCUUUUUUUAACGCAUGACAUCAUGAUGCCAGGUCAAAUGUAAUCCAAAAAUAGUGCCAUUUUAGUCCUUUAGUACAGGAUAUCAUUUUCAUAAAGCUGCAGGCAACUGCGGAAGGAAGUGAAUGUCUGUGUAAAUACCGCAUUUUUUUUUUUUUUAGUAAUUCUGCCAAAUGCAAAGCAUGAAAUGAAAAGAAAUGAAGGAUUUAAGUGAACAAAGUGAAUGAAAAUAAAAGUGUCAUGGCAUAUGCAAGCGUGCAACACGCAGAAUGUGUAAUUCUACUGAAUGUAAAUGUUGAACGUUGAAAUAAAUGUGUACAGAUGCUAACUGA
Dunckerocampus dactyliophorus (ringed pipefish) is the source of this 2455-nucleotide messenger RNA. RefSeq names its product leucine-rich repeat LGI family, member 2a (gene lgi2a). Lineage: Eukaryota; Metazoa; Chordata; Actinopteri; Syngnathiformes; Syngnathidae. Bases 79 to 1692 code for a protein of 537 amino acids. The transcript has 8 exons. The record is from RefSeq and is a predicted model, not a curated record. Gene Ontology annotation, biological process: inhibitory synapse assembly. Gene Ontology annotation, molecular function: protein binding.